AUGUUGAAACCAGCUAUUGAAGAGCUGGCUCUGAAUCCAUUCAGAGAUUUGGUCCGCGGCGGGUUCCAGCCGCGCCUUCCGACUUCGCUGCCGCCACCAGGGCAGCAACAGCAGCCGUCGCCGCUACCACGCCGACAGCCCGUCCCGUUGAUGCCUCCCGCGCAGCUUCAUACGGGAGCGCCCCGGGUGGUCGCUCCGGGGCCUGCGGUCCCUCUUCAGUCGCCACCGCCUUCGGAGCUGAUGGACGUUGACCCCUCAGCCGGGCCGCCUUCCCAAGCGGUGGCUGUGCAGCCUGUCCUGCAGCCGCUUUCCUUGGGCACCCCCAAGGCGUCUGACACCGCAGCGCCUUGUCCGGCGUCCACUCAGCAGCCGUCGACGCAGCGUCAGGAGACGCUGCCUCUCUUCGUGGGUCCCGACGCCCCGUCGCGUCCAGUACCAGAAGCUGCGCCCGUGGUCACAGGCGUGCACCCUGACCUCGGUUUUCAGUCGAUGUUUCCCGAGGCCCCGCGCAGCCAAUGCUGGGGUGCGGACCGGGGCUGCCACCGACAACAGUCUCCGCCCCGGUCUCUUCUGCUACGUCUGCGGCCAGACCCCUCCCCCGCCGUCGACGCUCGCCACGUCAUUAUUCAACGACGGUGCGGCGAUUUGGGGGGGAGGAGUGUUAUAUCCUAG
Molecule: messenger RNA, 672 nt
Organism: Schistocerca nitens (vagrant locust)
Lineage: Eukaryota; Metazoa; Arthropoda; Insecta; Orthoptera; Acrididae
Product: proline-rich protein 2-like
Exons: 2
Coding region: 1-672 (223 amino acids)
Source: RefSeq, a predicted model, not a curated record